Cydia splendana is the source of this 3840-nucleotide messenger RNA. It is a transcript of the gene SMC1, whose product is annotated as structural maintenance of chromosomes protein 1A. Bases 95 to 3757 code for a protein of 1220 amino acids. NCBI's taxonomy places the organism in Eukaryota, Metazoa, Arthropoda, Insecta, Lepidoptera, Tortricidae. Gene Ontology annotation, cellular component: chromosome; cohesin complex; nucleus. The transcript is spliced from 25 exons. Gene Ontology annotation, molecular function: protein binding; ATP binding; ATP hydrolysis activity. Gene Ontology annotation, biological process: sister chromatid cohesion. The record is from RefSeq and is a predicted model, not a curated record.
UGUUUGUGUCAAUGGUGUAGAUAAUGUUUGGCGCUUUAAUUUUGUGAAUUGUGUAUUUUCUAUUUACGUGGGCAUACAUUUAUGAUCAUCCAAGAUGCCUGCGUUCCUCAUGUAUAUAGACAUGGAGAAUUUCAAGUCCUACCGGGGCCAGCACCGUAUAGGACCUCUGAAAUCGUUUACGGCAGUAGUUGGCCCCAAUGGAUCAGGCAAGUCAAACUUUAUGGACGCCGUUAGUUUCGUGAUGGGAGAAAAGACGUCUUUGCUGCGUGUGAAGCGCUUGAGCGACCUUAUUCAUGGUGCUUCUAUCAAUAAGCCCGUCUCGAGGAGUGCUUCGGUGACGGCUACAUUUGAGCUUGAAGAUGGAACCGAGAAGCAGUUCAUGAGAUCUGUCAUUGGACAGUCAUCAGACCACAAAAUUGAUGGCCAAUCAGUGUCGGUGAGCAACUACUUGGCGGAGCUGGAGCGCCUGGGCAUCAACGUGAAGGCCAAGAACUUCCUCGUGUUCCAAGGUGCCGUUGAGAGCAUCGCCAUGAAGAAUCCUAAGGAAAGGACUGCACUGUUUGAGGAAAUCAGUGGAUCUGGAGUUCUAAAAGAACAAUAUGAAGCGUGCCGCGCAGAAGUCAACCGCGCGGACGAGGAGGCGCAGUUCAGCUACCAGAAGAAGAAAGGAGUGGCCGCCGAGAGGAAGGAAGCCAAGUUUGAGAAGGAGGAAGCUGAGAAGUACACCAGGCUUAAGGAGGAGCUGCAAGAACAAAAGGUAGAACUCCAGCUCUUCCACCUCUACCACAACGAGAAGGAGAUCCAGAACCUGGAAGAAGACUUGCAGCACAAGCAGUCGGAGCUGACCAAGGUGGAGAAGAAGCGGCAGAAGGCCGAGGACUCGCUCAAGGACAAAAAGAAGGAGUCGGGCACUGUGCAGCGGGAGCUGGCCAAGAUCGAGCAGGAGAUCAGGGAAGUGGAAGCGGAGAUAUCGAAGAAACGUCCCACGUUCAUCAAGGCCAAGGAGCGAGUGACGCACACGCAGAAGAAGCUGGAGAGUGCGGCCAAGACUCUGGAGCAGGCCCGCAAGGCGCACGAGGCACACCAGGCGGACCUACGCAAGCUAGAGGCGGAGCUGCGCGCGGUGGAGGAGCAGCGCGCCGCGUGGGAGCAGACGGCGCCCGGCUCGCAGGCCGCGCGCGCUGAUGUCCACCUCGAGGAGGCGCAGAUCCGCGAAUACGAAGAGCUGAAGAUGGAAGCAUCGAGGCAAGCGGCUCGCUACCUGCAGGAGUUGGACUCCGUGAACCGCGAGCAGAAGGCCGACCAGGACAGGCUGGAUAAUGAGCUGCGCCGCAAGGGCGAGCUAGAAAACAAGCACACGCAGAAGGGUCACGAGAGAAACGAGGCAAUGAAGCGCGUGGAGAAGCUGAACGAGCACAUCCGCAGUUCCGAACAAGCGCUGGAAGAGCAACGCAGGCUCCGGGCAGAGCUGCAGGCGGACGUUGGCUCCUGCCGCAGCCGCGCUGACGAGCUACAAGCUGCGCUAGAAGACGUCGCGUCUCAGCUCGGUGACGCGCGCGUCGACAAACACGAGGAGGCGAGGAGGAGGAAGAAGCAGGAGAUCGUCGAGAACUUCAAGCGGGAGAUACCCGGCGUGUACGACCGCAUGAUCAACAUGUGCCAGCCCACCCACAAGCGCUACAACGUCGCCAUCACCAAGGUCCUCGGCAAGUACAUGGAGGCCAUCGUUGUGGACACGGAGAAGACCGCUCGCCGCUGCAUCCAGGUUCUCAAGGAGAGGAUGUUGGAACCUGAGACUUUCCUGCCCUUAGACUACAUUCAGGCAAAGCCGCUGCGAGAGAGACUUCGUGACAUCCGCGAGCCCAAGAACGUGAAGCUCCUGUUCGACGUGCUCCGCUUCGAGCCGCCGGCGAUCCACCGCGCGGUGCUGUUCGUCACCAACAACGCGCUGGUGUGCGAGACGCCGGAGGACGCCUCGCGGGUCGCCUACGACCUUGAUCGUAGCAAGAACAGCCGAUACGAUGCACUGGCGCUGGACGGUACAUUCUACCAGAAAUCCGGCAUCAUAUCCGGCGGUUCCCUCGACUUGGCUCGCAAGGCCAAGCGCUGGGACGAGAAACACCUCUCCCAACUCAAGGCCAAGAAGGAAAAGCUCACUGAAGAGCUGAGGGAAAGCAUGAAGAAAUCUCGCAAGGAAUCCGAGUUGACGACCGUGGACUCACAGAUUCGAGGAUUGGAAGCGAGGCUGAAGUAUGCGCAGAGCGACAGGGAUACUACGUUGAAGCAGAUCAAACAGUUAGACGCAGAGUUAGCUGAGCUUGAGAGGGCUAUGGACAACUUUGGACCUCAAAUCGAAGCGAUCGAGCGUACCAUCGCGGCUCGCGACGCCAAGAUCCAGGAGGUGAAGGAGAACAUGAACAAUGUGGAAGAUGUCGUCUUCCGCCGCUUCUGCCGCGACAUAGGUGUCGCCAACAUACGUCAGUACGAAGAGCGCGAGUUGCGCGCGCAGCAGGAGCGCGCCAAGCGCCGCAUGGAGUUCGAGGCGCAGAUCGACCGCAUCGCUUCCAACUUGGAGUUUGAGCGCUCGCGCGACACACAGAAAAACGUAACCCGCUGGGAGCGCACCGUGCAGGACGGCGAGGACGAGCUGGAGGCGGGGCGGCAGGCCGAGGCCAAGCAGCGCGCGGAGGUGGACCGCGAGCUGCAGCGCGCCGAGGCGCUCAAGGCGCAGCGCGCCGAGGCCCGAGCGCGCCACGACAAGGCCGAGGACGACGUCAACAAGGCUCGCAAAGACCUGGCGUCCAUCCAAAAGGACAUCCAGAGUGUGCAGAAGCAGAUCACCAGCAUUGAAGCGAAGAUCGAGAGCAAGCGCAGCGACCGGCACAACAUACUGCGACAGUGCAAGAUGGAUGAUAUAGUAAUUCCGCUUCUGCAAGGCAGCCUGGAGGACAUAGGGGACCACGAGUCCGACCCGUCCUCCAUGUCCACAACCCAGCAGUACAACAGGGAUGCCAGUAUCCGUGUGAACUACCGGUCGCUGUCGGAGUCCCUCAAGGAGCUGGAAGAGGCAGACGAGGUGAAGCGCAAGGCGGACAAGUUGCAGAAGGCCAUCAACAACCUGCAGGCCACAGUUGACAAGAUACAGGCGCCGAACAUGAGGGCCAUGCAAAAGCUAAACGAAGUCCGCGAGAAAGUGAACGCGACCAACGAAGCGUUCGUCGCGGCCCGCAAGCGCGCGCACCGCGCCAAGCUCGCCUUCGAGAAGGUGAAGAAGGAGCGCCACGACAAGUUCAUGGACUGCUUCGAGCACGUGGCCAACGAGAUCGACGCCAUCUACAAGGCGCUGGCAAUGAACCAGUCAGCCCAAGCGUUCCUCGGCCCGGAGAACCCCGAGGAGCCCUACCUGGACGGCGUCAACUACAACUGCGUGGCGCCCGGCAAGCGCUUCCAGCCCAUGUCCAACCUGUCCGGAGGGGAGAAGACCGUCGCCGCGCUGGCGCUACUGUUCGCCAUACACAGCUACCAACCAGCGCCAUUCUUCCUCCUCGACGAGAUCGACGCGGCGCUGGACAACACCAACAUCGGCAAAGUGGCCUCCUACAUCCGCAGCAAGAAGGGCUCGCUGCAGACCAUCGUCAUCUCCCUCAAGGAGGAGUUCUACGGCUGUGCCGAUGCCCUCGUCGGGAUCUGUUCAGAGCCGGCAGACUGCCUGGUCAGUGACGUCUACACUCUUAGCCUGGAGAAGUAUGAGGACUAGAAUACAUACAUUAUUCUUUAUUCAUCUAUUGACAUUUCAUUCGUAAAGUUUAAGUUAUGACAUACAUUCGGUUUUCUAAUAAA